UAUUGUCAUAUUUAGAAAGUAAGUGAUUCUGUGAAAAUAAUAAAUCUAGUAUUUAUAUAAAGAAAAGCAACAAAAAUGUUAAGAAAAAGUUUUGCAGUAGAUCAUGUAUAUCUUUCUCUGCUGCCGUCAGACAGGAAGCGGUGCAAGUGGAUAGCCAUAUUGGUCAUUUUGCAAUGUCUUUUCGUGUUCGCCGGCUCAUUAUCCAUCAUCUACUGCUAUUGGUCACCUCAAAGAGCGUAUUUGGAAGCAGAUAAAUUGGCUCGAAUCAUGUACCUCUUCGACUAUGAGUCCUGUGGCUACGCUCUGGAAAAAGCCCGAACUAUUUCCAACCUGUGGCUACCAAAUAAUCCGCCUGGAUACACGAAUAUAAUGCCCAUUGCGCAAAAACUAGCUGAAGUGACUGUCUCAACGCGAUUGUCAGCUAAAACUAGGAAGUACAUUGAGCUCAGUCUGGGGGUUCAUGUCGUGUGGAUGGCCACCGCGAUUCUCCUCCGCCUCAUCACCAGAGCUAGCAUCAAAGUGAAACUCCUCAAAUGUAUGCUCUUGAUCUUUCUAAUUGUCAACAUUUUCGUCGUCCUCUUCGAUAUUUCCAUGGCAAUAGUCUACGUUGCCCACAUCCAGCAGAGUCUAUCGAAAGGCAUGAUCCUAAGAUACAGUGGGUGGAGCGUAGACUUCGAAGUUUCUAACCCAGACGAAUUCGCGGGCUGGCUACCUCUAGCUGCAUGCCUAUUGUGGCUAAGAGGAGGAGUUUUCCUAUUCUGGAACAUAUUCUGCUGCAAACUCGUCUAUCUCAUGAGGAGCAAGAUCAAACGGCAGGAAGUGAGAAGGAAAUUACGUCAGAAGGCGAACCUACCAAUCCCUGAACCGGAUCCCAUUAAAGAAAAAGAUGGCACUACUCUGUAUUACAGAACUGGAGAAUAUAACCCAGAAGGACGAGCGUCAGGCCAGUUGUAUAGUAUUUUGAAUCGCUCAUUGUAAUUGUUUUUGUUCUUCUUUCUGUGUAAUAAAUAUAUUUUAAAAGGUGCUACAAACUAUGAUAAACGAUAUUUUAGGUUAAAGUGAAUAAAGAUUGAAAC
Plodia interpunctella (Indianmeal moth) is the source of this 1076-nucleotide messenger RNA. RefSeq lists its product as uncharacterized. The transcript has 3 exons. NCBI's taxonomy places the organism in Eukaryota, Metazoa, Arthropoda, Insecta, Lepidoptera, Pyralidae. The record is from RefSeq and is a predicted model, not a curated record. The coding region runs from base 76 to 978 and encodes 300 amino acids.